AGCAGGCAGCAGAGCGCGGGCCGCGUCUACACUCUCACUACACACUAUGCGCGAGCCUUACGCACACCGCCGCGCACACGUCCACCGCCACGCUCUGACCGCGGGAACAAGUGCACUGGAAAUACGGGAUUUUGAUGCAGUGGAUACGGGCAACCUUGGCUUUUUGCUCCAUAUGAGGAAGAAAAUCGUGAAUGCUCCUUAUCUCCUCCUGAGUUUGUUUACAAGUUUGAAUUUGUGCUCUGGUAAAUUUGGCCAACCCAUCACAGACGAUGUGAGGACACUGGCUUUACUGAAGCAGAAUAUCCCCUCUGAUUAUGACAUUCCUGUUCAGUACAUUCCCAAAGAAGUGGCUGGCAGGUGCUGGGUCGUGUUGAACAUUUACCCUCUGGAGCAGAGUCUCAGAAGGCUGUCCGACAUGUUUGGAGCCAUCUCGUCCAAUAAAGACAACAUCGUGGUUUUCAUCGCUAUGCUCAAGAGUUUGCGCUUCACGUUUGACCACGAGGAACUGGAAACAGCCAUGCAGCUCUUCCAGUGCCACUAUCAGGACGGCUCCCUCUUGACCAGUCUUUAUUUUGACUACAUCAAUGAUGUUUUAAAUACAGCGUCAGAAGAAACGUCCAGCUUCUCCUGCAAACCUCCUCCAUGCCUCAACUCUCACACUUCUCCAGGAAGCCAUGAGGGGGGACAUCCAAAAAGCAGAAUAGUAUUGCUCCUGGUGCUUAUCCCCAUCACAGGUUGUGUUGUCCUCGUGGUGUGGUUGGUCAAGUCCAAGAGGCCGUCUGCAGCCGGCAACUCUGAAAAUAACCCAGCGCCACCUUCUGACACCAUCUCGAGUGUGUCUAUCUCCGUCCCACUCCAAACAAUCGCCCACCACAGAGCAGCAGAGGAGGCCGCCCUGGAGCACCAAAGUGGAUGAAACGCAAUUAAUGCACGUAAAAAGAUGGAAAAAGCAGCCUGAGGACUAUAUAAAUGUAUGCAGGCUUAUCCACAGAGGCUUCACCACUGCGGUCGCAACUCUUUCUCCACUUCCACACACUCAAGUGCAUGGGCCGGUUAGUGCACUUAUAAGACCAAGGGAACAUGCAGAGUGCCCUAUGGCGGCUAAGUGUCUGCCAAAGUGUGUUUCAUGUUGUGGAUGUGUUUUAACAGUCUUGCUAAUGCUAAAAAGUCAUUCCUGUUUUGAACUACAAACAACAUGGUGGAGAGAGUUCUGACCAGAUGGUACAAGUCUGCAAGGUUUCAUUUUUGGACUAAUCCAUUUAUGAACUGCUGGUUACACAGACUACUGUAUUGUGAAGGGUAACUAGAGUUUGCGGUCAGCUCAAAGAAUUCAUAUAGAAAGGCAACAAUGGUGUCUUUAUGAGUGUGUAAAGCACCCUAAAACUGGUGAAAACUUGUUGAGAAAAACAAGCCUGAAUCUGGGCUACUGUUGUCAGCUGUCUGUUGACGUUGCUAUGAUCUGUCAUAAACUGCAAACCUGUUCUGGUCACAAACAAGUGGCUGAGCACUUGGACAAAUGUGGGCCUCUGUGUAUUGAAGAUAUGACCAGAUGGCACAUCGCCAUCACCACGGGGUCCUUGAAUCCUGUCAUUGUGUUUCAAAGCAUCACCAGUGAUCUAAAGCUGCUGCUGCAGUGUUUGAGUGUUCACUUACUGAGUCAGAGCCAGUCAGUCAUGAGAGCAUGACUCCUCCAGUGAGCGCCCUAUACUGUAUGUGUCAGAGGAGAGAGAGGAAGAGAGAGAAGAGAGAGAGGAAGAGGACAGGAAAGGAGAGAGAUAGAGAUAGUGAGAUGGAUGGACAGAUGAGCUCAGACACAGACAUAAGGGAGACUUGUUCCUCUCACAAAAGGCUGGCCGUAGGCAGGAGGAAAUGCCUCUUACAAACAGCACUGAAGUCGGCAGAUCCCCAUGAAUCAAUGGGCUAAGAAUCUCUCCAGACCGCAGGCAAAGUGGCCCCAUCCCCAGCGGUGGUUUUCCACAACAAUUAUCUGUGUUCAGAUCAUGUACAUUCAAAACAAACUGGAAAAGCACUCAUAUCUUUGUAUUAAGUGUGUUUACAAUGCAGUAGACAAAGUCUGCAAUAUCUGGACCAAUGUGUGUGAAUGUUGUGAAAACAUUAUGUGGGUUUUAUUAUGGUGGUUUUAUUUAUGAAAUAACUUUUUAUACAUUUUAAACAUGGAAACAAAUGCUAAAUGUGAUGAUUUGUAAAUUUAUAACAGGGUGUUUUUUUUUUUCUUUUAAAAAUUAUACUUAUGUUUGUGCAUAUAUAGGGCAGGUUAUAAUAUUUAGUCAUAUGGCCACUUAGGCCACUGUUUCUUGUAAUUACUGUGUGCAAAACUGAAAUGUGAAACUUUUUACCCAUGUAAAACUAUUUAUCAACAUGGUCAAUUUCAAGAUUUAACUAUUUGAAACAA
This is a messenger RNA of Periophthalmus magnuspinnatus, 2413 nucleotides long. RefSeq lists its product as uncharacterized. Gene Ontology annotation, biological process: cell adhesion; positive regulation of cell population proliferation. The coding region runs from base 47 to 916 and encodes 289 amino acids. Gene Ontology annotation, cellular component: plasma membrane. Gene Ontology annotation, molecular function: cytokine activity; stem cell factor receptor binding. The transcript has 7 exons. The record is from RefSeq and is a predicted model, not a curated record. NCBI's taxonomy places the organism in Eukaryota, Metazoa, Chordata, Actinopteri, Gobiiformes, Gobiidae.